Molecule: messenger RNA, 14243 nt
Organism: Equus quagga
Lineage: Eukaryota; Metazoa; Chordata; Mammalia; Perissodactyla; Equidae
Gene: MTCL2
Product: suppressor of glucose, autophagy associated 1
Exons: 14
Coding region: 608-6691 (2027 amino acids)
Biological process (GO): regulation of autophagy; insulin receptor signaling pathway
Source: RefSeq, a predicted model, not a curated record
GCUCGGCGAUGGGGAGUAGCAGCGCGGAGCGGGGGAGGGGACGGGGGCGGGGCAGGUGUGACAGACACAUGGGAAAAUCAACAACCCGGCCAGGAGCCGUGGAGACAGCCCUGGAAGAAAAGACAGACGCCCACCAGAGCCGGGGCUCAGGGGUCGGCCGGAGUUGCUCUUGGUGGGGGACAUGCGGGGAUCGGGGCAACCAGCCCACCGGGGCCAGAGCCUAUUCCCACAGCAUCGUUGGUCUGACACCUCGUAAUAGGUCUUCUCCAUUUUAGCCUGCAGAGCCUCAAACGCGGGACGGCGAGGAGGGAGCCCGCCUGCGACCGCCGCCGGUCAGGGUGCAGAGCCGGGCGCGCAUCCCGGGCGCCACGGUCCCUACGCCGGUCAGAGGGAAGCCGAGGCAGGAGAGGCGGAGCGCGCCCCGCAGGAGUGAGGUUUGGGCUCCGUCCUGGCUCUGCCACUGACCUUGGGCUUAUCGCGCGCCCUGCCCCGGCUUCAGUUUGCGCAUCUGCACAAUGGGAUAAUGGGUCUUGCUUUGCUAGGUUAAGAGGGGCGGAGUUCGCGCACGCUCCGCACAGCCGCGAGGGGCGAGGGACCGGGAGUGUAUAUGGAUGCUGGCUCCUGCGCUCUGGGGUCCGCCCGGCCUCCGCCUGCGAGUCCCCGCUCUCGCCGCUCGCGCGGCCCCUGCCCGCACGCUGGGCGCAGGGGCGCCUCCGCCGGGUGCGUUGCCCAGACCCGCAGGGGAGGGGGCGGCGGCGGAGCGGGGGAGGAGGGAGCCCGGGCCGCGGCCGCCCCGGCCCGCCUGACCCUCGAGGGGGUCGCUGUUGCCUCGCAGAUCCCUCCCUCGCUCGCUGCCUGCGUCCCUCCCUACCGCUCCCGCCGCGUCCGCCUUUUGUUCGCGGAGCCGCGCGCCCCCGAGCCGAAGCGGCGGGGCGGGGAGCUGGCGGGGCUGCGCGGGGGGCGGGCCGCGCCGGGCGGAGCCGGGGCCCGGGCCGCAGCCGGACUCGGAGCCCGAGGGAGCGAUCGGCGCGCAGGCAGCGGGGGCCCGGGCGCGCUCCGGGGGCGCGGCGAGGCCGAGGGGGCGGGCGCCGGGCGGAGCCGGAGCCGGAGCCGAGGCGCCUGGAGGCGAUCAGGCCGCGCUCUCCGAGCUCAGAGCAGCGGAGAGACCGUGCGGCGGGGGUCGGGGCCGGAGCGCAGCCCCGGGGCUGAGGGGGGCCGAGAGGAGCUGCGGCCCGAGCGGCCCGAGCGGCGCCGGGAGCCUCCCCAGGGGCGCGGAGGCCGGGCGGGCCCGGGCCACGCGCGCCGCUCUCUGAGGCCGAGGGAGGCCGAGAUGGAGGCGCCGGCGGGGGAGCCCCCGGCUCGGGGCUGCGGCCCCCCGCCCGCGCCCGUCCCGGAGAGGAAGAAGAGCCACCGCGCGCCGUCGCCGGCCCGGCCCAAGGACGUGGCCGGCUGGUCGCUGGCCAAGGGCCGCCGCGGCCCAGGCCCGGGUGCCGCAGCCGCCUGCAGCGCCGCGUCCUCCGCGCGGCCCGACAAGAAGGGGCGCGCGGUGGCGCCCGGGGCGCGGGGCGCAGGGACGCGGGUGGCGGGGGUCCGCACCGGGGUCCGCGCCAAGGGCCGCCCGCGCCCGGGUGCCGGGCCGCGCCCGCCGCCACCGCCGCCCAGCCUCACUGACAGCAGCUCGGAGGUGUCGGACUGCGCGUCGGAGGAGGCGCGCCUGCUGGGCCUGGAGCUGGCGCUGAGCAGCGACGCCGAGUCGGCGGCCGGGGGCCCGGCGGGGGCCCGCCCCGGGCAGCCGCCCCAGCCCGCGCCGCCUGCACAGCAGCCUCCGCGGCCGCCCGCCUCCCCCGAUGAGCCGUCGGUGGCCGCGUCGUCGGUGGGCAGCAGCCGCCUGCCACUCAGCACCUCGCUCGCCUUCUCCGACCUCACCGAGGAGAUGCUGGACUGCGGGCCCGGCGGCUUCGUGCGAGAGCUGGAGGAGCUGCGCUCGGAGAACGACUAUCUCAAGGAUGAGAUCGAGGAGCUGCGGGCAGAGAUGCUGGAGAUGCGGGACGUCUACAUGGAGGAGGACGUGUACCAGCUGCAGGAGCUGCGGCAGCAGCUGGACCAGGCGAGCAAGACCUGCCGCAUCCUGCAGUACCGGCUACGCAAGGCUGAGCGCCGCAGCCUCCGUGCUGCCCAGACGGGCCAGGUGGACGGCGAGCUCAUCCGCGGCCUGGAGCAGGACGUCAAGGUCUCUAAGGACAUCUCUGUGCGGCUGCAUAAGGAGCUGGAGGCGGUGGAGAAGAAACGGGCACGGCUGGAGGAGGAGAACGAGGAGCUUCGGCAGCGGCUCAUCGAGACUGAGCUGGCCAAGCAAGUGCUGCAAACGGAGCUGGAGCGGCCACGAGAGCAUUCCUUGAAGAAAAGAGGAACCCGCUCCCUGGGGAAGACAGACAAGAAGCCUUCGGUGCAGGAGGACAGCGCAGACCUGAAGUGUCAGCUGCACUUUGCAAAGGAGGAGUCAGCCCUCAUGUGCAAGAAGCUUACCAAGCUAGCCAAGGAGAACGACAGCAUGAAGGAGGAGCUGCUCAAGUACCGCUCGCUCUACGGCGAUCUGGACAGUGCCCUGUCGGCUGAGGAGCUGGCUGAUGCGCCCCACUCGCGGGAGACCGAGCUGAAGGUGCAUCUGAAGCUGGUGGAGGAGGAAGCCAACCUGCUGAGCCGCCGCAUCGUGGAGCUGGAGGUGGAGAACCGGGGCCUGCGGGCCGAGAUGGACGACAUGAAGGAUCAUGGUGGCGGCUGUGGGGGCCCGGAGGCACGCCUGGCCUUCGCCAUGGGGGGCAGCGAGUGCGGGGAGAGCCUGGCAGAGCUGCGGCGGCACCUGCAGUUCGUGGAGGAGGAGGCGGAGCUGCUCCGGCGCUCCUCGGCCGAGCUUGAGGACCAGAACAAGCUGCUGCUGACCGAGCUGGCCAAGUACCGCUCGGAGCACGAGCUGGACGUGACGCUGUCAGAGGACAGCUGCUCCGUGCUCAGCGAGCCCUCGCAGGAGGAGCUGGCGGCUGCCAAACUGCAGAUCGGCGAGCUCAGUGGCAAGGUCAAGAAGCUCCAGUAUGAGAACCGCGUGCUGCUCUCCAACCUCCAGCGCUGUGAUCUUGCCUCCUGCCAGAGCACGCGGCCGAUGCUGGAGACGGAUGCCGAGGCAGGCGACUCUGCCCAGUGCGUGCCCACUGCCCUGGACGAGGCCCACGGACCCCAUGCUGCCCGGCUCUGCAGAGCCAGGGAGGCUGAGGCGCUGCCUGGACUAAGGGAGCAGGCAGCCCUGGUCAGCAAGGCCAUCGACGUCCUGGUGGCUGAUGCCAAUGGCUUCUCAGCUGGCCUCCGCCUGUAUCUGGACAAUGAGUGUGCUGACUUUCGGCUGCAUGAGGCCCCUGACAACAGCGAGGGUCCCAGGGACACCAAGCUCAUCCAUGCCAUCCUGGUGCGGCUGAGCAUGCUCCAGCAGGAGCUCAAUGCCUUCACACGGAAGGCGGACAUGGUCCUCGGGAGUUCUGCCAAGGAGCAGCCAGAGCCCUUCUCAUCACUGCCCUCCUUGGGCUCCCAGGGACCUUCCAAGGAGAUUCUCCGGGCCAAAGACCUUGGCUCAGACUUCCAGCCGCCUGACUUCAGGGACCUGCCGGAAUGGGAGCCCAGGAUACGAGAAGCCUUCCGCACUGGUGACUUGGACUCCAAGCCUGACCCCAGCCGGAGCUUCAGGCCUUACCGAGCUGAAGACAAUGACUCCUACGCCUCUGAGAUCAAGGAGCUGCAGCUGGUGCUGGCCGAGGCCCACGACAGCCUUCGGGGGUUGCAAGAGCAGCUCUCCCAGGAGCGGCAGCUCCGGAAAGAGGAGGCCGACACCUUCAACCAGAAGAUGGUCCAGCUGAAGGAGGACCAGCAGAGGGCGCUCCUGAGGCGGGAGUUUGAGCUGCAGAGUCUGAGCCUCCAGCGGAGGCUGGAGCAGAAAUUCUGGAGCCAGGAGAAGAACAUGCUGGUGCAGGAGUCCCAGCAGUUUAAGCACAACUUCCUGCUGCUCUUCAUGAAGCUCAGGUGGUUCCUCAAGCGCUGGCGGCAGGGCAAGGUUUUGCCCAGCGAGGGAGAUGACUUCCUUGAGGUGAAUAGCAUGAAAGAGCUGUACCUGCUAAUGGAGGAAGAGGAGUUAAAUGCCCAGCAUUCUGAUAAUAAGACCUGCACAGGGGACAGCUGGACCCAAAACACGCCCAACGAGUACAUCAAGACACUGGCCGACAUGAAGGUGACACUGAAGGAGCUGUGCUGGCUGCUCCGGGAUGAACGCCGUGGUCUGACCGAGCUUCAGCAACAGUUUGCCAAGGCCAAGGCCACCUGGGAGACGGAGCGGGCAGAGCUCAAGAGCCAUACUGCCCAGGUGGAGCUGAAGGCUGGGAAGGGGGCUGGGGAGCGGGCGGGCCCCGACUGGAAGGCAGCCCUGCAGAGGGAGCGUGAGGAGCAGCAGCACCUCCUGGCUGAGUCCUACAGCGCUGUCAUGGAGCUGACGCGGCAGCUGCAGAUCAGCGAGCGCAACUGGAGCCAGGAGAAGCUGCAGCUGGUGGAGCGGCUGCAGGGUGAGAAGCAGCAGGUGGAGCAGCAGGUGAAGGAGCUGCAGAACCGCCUGAGCCAGACACGCAGUGAGAAGAUCCACGACAAGGAGGCUGUUUCUGAAGCUGAGCUUGGGGGAACCAGCUUAAAGAGGACCAAAUCUGUUUCCUCCAUGUCUGAGUUUGAAAGUUUGCUUGACUGUUCUCCCUACCUUGCCAGCGAAGGUGCCCGGGGCAAGAAGCUGCCCAACAACCCUGCCUUUGCUUUUGUGGGCACCCAGCCAGUGGACCCAGAGAAGGAUGCCCAGGAACAGCUCUCACCACGGGACUGCAGCCACCUGGGUGCCCUGGCCUGCCAGGACCCCGCGGGGAGGCAGAUGCAGCGCAGCUACACAGCUCCCGACAAGACGGGCAUCCGCGUCUACUACAGCCCCCCGGUGGCCCGACGCCUGGGCGUGCCCGUGGUCCAUGACAGGGAGGGUAAGAUCAUCAUCGAGCCUGGCUUCCUCUUCACCACAGCCAAACCCAAAGAGUCAGCUGAGGCUGAUGGGCUGGCCGAGAGCUCCUACAGCCGGUGGCUCUGCAACUUCUCACGGCAGCGCCUGGACGGGGGCUCAGGGGCCAGCCCCUCGGCGUCUGGGCCUGGCUUCCCAGCGGCCCUGCAUGACUUUGAGAUGUCAGGCAACAUGAGCGACGACAUGAAGGAGAUCACCAACUGUGUGCGCCAGGCCAUGCGCUCGGGCUCGCUGGAGAGGAAAGUGAAGAGCACGUCCAGCCAGACGGUGGGCCUGGCCAGUGUGGGCACACAGACCAUCCGCACGGUCAGCGUGGGCCUGCAGACUGACCCACCCCGCAGCAGCCUCCACAGUAAGAGCUGGUCGCCCCGCAGCUCCUCGCUUGUGUCUGUGCGCAGCAAGCAGAUCUCCUCCUCCCUGGACAAGGUGCACUCGCGCAUCGAGCGCCCGUGCUGCUCGCCCAAGUAUGGCUCGCCAAAGCUCCAGAGGCGGUCCGUGUCCAAGCUGGACAGCGCCAAGGACCGCAGCCUGUGGAACCUGCACCAGGGCAAGCAGAACGGCUCGGCCUGGGCUCGCUCCACCACCACGCGGGACAGCCCCGUACUGAGGAACAUCAAUGACGGGCUGUCCAGCCUCUUCAGUGUGGUGGAGCACUCAGGGAGCACUGAGUCCGUCUGGAAACUGGGCAUGUCCGAGGCCCGGGCCAAGCCCGAGCCUCCAAAGUACGGCAUUGUGCAGGAGUUCUUCCGCAAUGUGUGUGGCCGGGCACCAAGCCCUACCUCGACAGCAGGGGAGGAGAGCACCAAGAAGCCGGAACCUGUGUCCCCGGCCAGCUACCAUCAGCCAGAGGGCAUGGCCAGGGUCCUGAACAAGAAGGCAGCCAAGUCAGGCAGCAGCGAGGAGGCCAGACUCUCCGUGCUCCCCCAGGUGGGGAAGGAUGGUGUCCCCCGGGAUGGAGACGGAGCCACGGUCCUUCCCAACGAGGAUUCUGUUUGUGACUGUAGCACACAGUCUCUCACCUCCUGUUUUGCCCGGCCAUCCCGCUCUGCCAUCCGCCACUCUCCUUCCAAGUGUAGGCUGCACCCUUCAGAGUCCGGCUGGGGUGGGGAGGAGAGGGCAGCCCCCCCCCAGCGAGUGACAGAGCAGCCGAGCUCCCCGCCUCAACCAGCCCAGUCCCUGGAUAGCCGAAGGGAACCAGUGGAGAGGAGAGGAGACAAGGCGAGGAGCCCGGGCCCUCAGCAUCAUCUCGCCCUGGGAGACAGCAGCUGCACCACUGCCAGAGAACAGCUUUCCCAUCCAGGUAAAGCGAGUCUCCUGCUGACCGCUGGGUGGUGCUCUCCGACUUCCCAGGGGAAGGCUGUGAGCGGGAGAAAGACCAAAACUGGGCUUUGCAAGCAUCUACAGAGAGAUCCACUGGGAGCCAAUCCCUGGGUCCUGAGGGGGAGCCUUGCCUGGUUCUGCCUGCACCCACUUCUCCAAGGGCCAAGGAAAGGAUGCACUUCUGGCGGCACCCCUCCGGGAACUGGCUCACGGAGAUGUUCCCUGCCCACCACAUCCCCCUUCAUGGGGAGGAAACACCGAGGAGAAGAACAGGCUUUGCUCUAGGCUCUGUUUAGGGUUCUUGGUGGAGCCGGGCUGGGCACCAUCCCCAACCCUUCCUUCCCUCCGCCUACUCCUCCUCCCAGCCACUCGCUCUGGAUUACUCUGACUCUAGGGAGUAUGAUAGGGCCGUAGCCAGGGCCAAGUGUCUGCUUGGAAUCCUGGAGCCCUGGAUCUCCCUGCCCAGAGCCUGGAUGCAGCAAAGACUGGAAGACGAAGUGGGAAUGUGUGGGGCUCAGGGUUGGGGGGGGGGGUUCCCUGGAACUGCCUUCCUUACCAAUGUGAUCAGGGGGCCCCAGCCUUCCUAGGAGACUCCUUGAGGACAGAAAUAGGUAGUCAGUCUUAAGACGUGGUACACAAAUGCCUAAAUGCUUACGGACUUGAUCGCUGGGGCUGCUUUCCCGGCAGCCUGGAAGGGCGCCACAUCUCCACUGUGUUUACAUCCAGCAGCUGGUGGAGGGCAAAGAUAUUACCAAGAAGAGACUCCCAGUUGGCCAGGCCAGGCCAAGGAGCACUCUAAGAGGCCCGUGCCCUGGACACAGUGGUAGACUGGGGCCUGGGAACACAUUUCUUGCCUAGGUUGUUUAUUUGAAUUUUUCUUACUAUAACUAUUUAAGGUGGUUUUACUUUAUUUUAUUAAUUUAAUUUACCCCAAAGUCCCUAAGGUAAUUUAUUGGAAGUUGAGACAAGUAUUCUUGCCAUUGGGACAAUGCAAGCCUUCUAACACGAUGGACAGGCAUGGGGUCCCCCAUGUGGAUGAGGCAGCUCAGCAGCCAAGCUCUGGUCUCCUGGUCAGGUCUGGAGGGCUCCCCAGCAGAGCUGGAGCCCUGCAGCAUGCUCCCCCAACACCGCUGACCAGCUGGCCUCAACAUUGCUUUUCAGUCAGCACCUGGUACUCGCCCAGCCUCGGUGGUCAGUCUGUAAGUGCUCGCCGACAGGGCGGAGGGCUGGACCGACGUCACCACUUCCCCAACAUUCUCCAUCUCCCUUCUCAUUUUCCUCCCUCCCUCUCACACCUUUUUUUAAUGAGUCAAACAUGGAUUACUAAGGCUCUAUCGAGAGCAUGGAGAUCCCUCCAGGUUCCCCACGUGAGAACUCGCAGGAAAACAGGACCGAACUUCGAGAAUGUUGUUUAUUGCAGCUUUGCACAUGGAUCUGAGAGUGUCUGCCAGCCUGCCUCCGUUCUCACCAGCCUGCCGGCCUUUUCACCAGCCUCUUCUUAGCCUUAUGGCCUCUUGCGGCUCUUCUCCCAACCCCAACUCUGCUGCCCACCCUUCCCCACAUCCCAUGGGAGCUGCCCCAGCCAUCAACAGACUGUGACGUGGCUCACUGCAGUGUGGCAAGGAGGCCUCCUCUGGCCUCCCCCUUGUUGCCAGUGAACAUACCCGCGCACAUGCACACAUGUGGGCCUCCUGUAACUGGCUGGGGGCCCAUAGUGGAAACACCAGGAUGAAGCAGCUUGUCUGUGGAAUUCCCCAUCAGGAAGACCAAAAGCCAGCAGCUUUGCUAGUUUGCCGCCAGGACUCAGGAGAUCCCUCUGCACUCCCACAUGCCAGCUCCCAGUCCUGCCCAUUCAGGGUCACCUGGACCAGUUAUCCAAAGUCCUUCAUCUCCACUCCCUAUUGGCAGACCAUCAGCAUCAUGUCAGUCCACCAGCCACUUCCUCAUGCCAUAGUGACCUGUGUGGGCAGAGCAGGCAGGCCGAUGGGGUCUCUGAGAUGCCACUGCUCUCACCCAAGAGGUCAGGGCCCCUCCCAGAUUAUCUCCAGGUGAGGGGAUUCACACCAGGCCACAAGCCACCAGAGGCCUUCUGCCACCUCCCCGAGCUGCAGAGGGCCAGAGAGGCUGUGCUCCCAGCCCUGGGGAGAAAUCCUCAUGAGACCUGAACCCCGCAGCCUCCGGACCGCUCAGCCUUACCAUCGUCCUCGUUCAAGAUUGUCCUUGCCAUCCGCGUUGUCUCAGUACCUGGCCACCUGACCCCCAGCCGGUGUCAGAGGCUCCAGAUCUUGGUUUUCAGUAAAGUCCCAGUUUCCACUUCCUGCAUGUCACUGUGCAAGGUCACUCAUCACUGUUCCUACAGAAGCCUCUGGACAUGGGGCUUGAUGGGGUUGAAAAUGUUACAUGUAAAUAUUGGUUUGGUUUGAUUUUUAGCUUUUUAAUUAGUAACUUGUUGUAUUUUCUUUUUUUGGGGUGGGGGGGUUCGUUUGUAAAAACUCUCUACUCUUUUGGAAUGUAAUUUCUAAGUUGGUUUGUUUCUUCAAAUGCCUUUUAAGUCUUGGUAACAUUCCCAAAGCAGAAAACUGCCUGACCCACAGAAACACUGCCCUUCCUCCCUUUCUUCCCCUUCCUACUAUCACUGCACCCUGUUACUCCUAGCACCUUCCUCCUCCUUUAUCCUUCUCCUUUUUCCCCAUCUCCACUCUCUUCAAUCAAAGUCCCAAGGAAACCUGGGGUCCUAAUCCCCUACAGACUGCCAGACUUGGGUCCAUGGUGUUGCUACCAGUUGGUUGGGGGGAAAUGGGGACCAGUAACACAGUUGACCCUAAACUCAGCAGCCUCAAGUUUCUGGUAUCAGACCUCUUCCCAGAGCCAAAUUAGACCCUCCUGGGGGCAAUGACGUCUAUAUUUGAAAUGAAAUUCAAACCACUUUGGCGCAGUAGAGGCUCCUAGACCCUGCACGCGCAAGACAUCAGAAUCUAAUUCCCUGUCUCCCUGGCACUUCUUUCCUCUCAGUUCUUUCCCACCGACGGCUGACAAUUUAAAAUCCCCUCCAACAUGAGCUUAGAACGGGCCCCACCUCUUGGUCUCCCCAAGGAUGCUCCUCUACCAGCUGCUUUCCCGGGUGACAAAGUUGAGGGCCCAGAGACUUGACCUUCUUAUACCCUGAUUGCCAACAUGACUCCAUCAUGCCCGCCCCCACGCACCCUUCAUGGUUUCAUCAUCCAGCCUAUUCUCCUCUUGCCCACCAACUUCCAGACCCUUCCUCCUUCUCUCCUAUCAUCCAGAAUGUCGCCCCAGUCUCAGCAGCCUUCUACCCUCACCAGCCCCUCAAGCUCCCACUAUCUUUCCAUUAAUAACAACCCCCUGCCUAGAACACUUUCUUAUUUAGAAAUUGCUUCCCCAUCCUACAGCUCCUUCAGACCUCUAAGGGACAGCUCUGGGAGGCAACCACGGCAGGACAGGGGUUAGUGCUCCCAUUUUGCAGAUGAGGAAGCUGGGGUGCAGGACUCAUCCCAGAGUCACCUAACUGGAAAGUCAUCAAGUUUCGACUAGAACCUGGGUCCACUGGAUCCUCCAGCCCAACUCUGUCCUGCUUGCUGUGUAAACCUACUGCCCCACUGGGGGCUUUGUGCAGGUGCAGGACACCCAGAAUAUGCCACUGCCCAACCCAUACGUGAAAACAGUCCACUCCAAAUCACUGGUACCUGUGUGUCCCGGAGGUGGUCUAGGGACCCCCUGUAUCAGAAUCCUCAGAGGACAUGUCCAGAAUGCAGCUUCCUGGGCCCCACCUCAGCCUCCUGGGCCAGGAAUCUGCAUAUCUAACAAACUUCCAGGGAGAUCCUGGGCACCAGUGACCACACCAUUUAGGUUCACAGCCCUGACCAUUAGGCCAUCUUUCUUUUAAUCAAUCACCACGAUGCUGUGUCUUUUUUUUAUUUUAAGAUUUUAUUUUCUUUCCUUUUUCUCCCCAAAGCCCCCCAGUACAUAGUUGUAUAUUCUUUGUUGUGGGUCCUUCUAGUUGUGGCAUGUGGGACGCUGCCUCAGCGUGGUUUGAUGAGCAGUGCCAUGUCCGCGCCCAGGAUUUGAACCAACAAAACACUGGGCUGCCUGCAGCGGAGCGCGCGAACUUAACCACUCGGCCACGGGGCCAGCCCCAACGAUGCUGUAUCUUAAAAGAGCACUGAGCUAGGAAUUAGGGGGCUUGGUCUUCAACUCAGCUCUGAUUUGGUUUAAUUACCCUGAGAAUUUCCAAAAAGCAUCAGAGGCGAUUUAGAAUCUUAGUCAUAAGGUUUAAUAAGACAAUGGAAAAAAGAAAGAAAGCAGGAAGAAGUAUCGUUCCCCCAUCUAUCUGAUGUAAUUCUCCAAAUCCUGCAGUUAAAUUUUACUCUUGAGUUUCCUGGCAGCCAUGGUAAAAAGAGAAACACAUCAGGUUUCGUAAGUUUUGUCAUCUAGUCAUGGGAAGCAAGCAUAUUUACCCCAGGAGACAAACUCCUCUGCUACUAAUUUACAGCAUGUAUCCUUUCUUCAAAGGCCACUAGGCCAGUUGCAGUAUAAACCUGAGGUGAACCUAAAAUGCAAGGAUGUUUCCAGGUCACUAUUUAUAAAGUAAUAAUAAACUGCCACCAACCUGAAUGACCUUGUCCCCAGAUCAUGUGGCUAGUGUAUGCCUCAAUUUCCCCAGCUGUAAGUGGGAGAAUGUCCUUCCACCUCACAUGGCUGUGGUGAGGACCAAAUACAAUACUGUGCCUGUGAGUCUAGCUGGAAAAGCAUAAGCUUCCUCACAGAUGUCGAGUGGUCUGAUCACACUGGUCCCAGGCCAGCCCCCCAGCAACCUGGCCCUAGUCUUAGAGAAUAGAAAGGGAACCACAAAAUAAUCUGGACCAACUCUCUCACUUAUUUUUAAUUGUGGCAUAAUAUACAUAACAUAAAACUUACUGUUUUAGCCAUUUAAGUGGCUUUAAGUUCAUUCACAAUGUUGUGCGACCAUCAACACUGUCCAUUUCCAGAACUUUUUCAUCACCCCAAACUGAAACUCUGUACCCACUAAACAAUACCUCCCCAUCCUCUCCCCCAGCCCCUGGUAACCUCUCUUCUACUUUCUGUUUCUAUGAAUUUGCCUACUCUAGGUAUUUCAUACAAGUAGAAUCAUACAAUAUUUGUCCUUUUGUGUCGAACCCCCUCACCUUUUUAGAUGAGGAAUCAGGCCCAGAGAAGGGAGUGGCUCACCCAAGGUCACACAGCAAACUAGAGGCAGAGGCAGGACCAGAACCCAGGUUUCCAGACUCCCAGCAGGUUCUGUAUCCGCAGUGGUGAAUGAGGCACCAGCCUGCCAUUCUGUGAUCUUGCUUGAACCCCAUCCUCUCUUUUAUCAUCUUCCUCAGCAAGCUUCCACUCCUCCUCCCUCCUCUGCUCCAGCUAGUUCUCACUAGCAAACUGAGUGGCCCUGGCCCACGGCCAGGUUUUCCUCUUCUGGGCCCCAGGCUUAUUCGUAGCACCCACCCCUCAGCCCUCCCAGAGCGGCCUCCCCAGCUUGGCUCCCCUCCCAUGGAUUUGCCCGUCCCCUCAGGCUCACAUUCCCAUCCUCCCGUCUCUGUGGUCUCUCAACUCCCCAUGUUUGCUUUCAGAUCUGGUUGUAUUCCUAGGUUCGUUUUUACUUAUUUUGUGUUUUCUCACCCCAAAGGGGGCACCUUUCCCCAAAGCCUCAGGCGGCAUCAGUUAUGCCAGCCUUUCUCACUGGGCUCUGCCCCAGCAACCCUCCAGCCCAGAAAGACAUCCCCCAGUCCCACCAGGGAGCCACAUUGUCCUCUCUGUCCACAGCCUCCCGGCAGGACCCCAGCACCUUCCACUGGGAGUAUGUAUGUUGGGGGGGCUUGGAUCCCCCUUUUUGGACUCCUCUACCCUGCCCAGUCCUGCAUGGUCUUGUUUGCAAAGCAGAUGCAGCCUGGCUUGGGUUCUUUUCUCUCACUCCUUGGUCGUCCGUCCAUCUGUCUGUCCAUCUGACAUCCCACCAUCCUCUCCACUCUCCCCUGGGCCUCACGGCCUCUGCAAUAGCUCAUCCUGGCAGAGCCUGUAGCUCACCCUGGCUCUACCGCUUACCCCUCCCAACAGGGUUUGCAGUUUGCAAAGUCCACAGAGCCAAGAACCAAAGGGGACUGGGGACAUAAUAAUGGGCCUGAGUCCCCUGCCCGGGGCUCCUCCCUACUCCUCGCUCAUCCUCCUUAGACCCUCCCUUGUCAAUCCCAUCAGCCCUGCUCCUCUCCCGUCCUGCCCUUCACCAGCCCUCUGGACCCCAGACCCCAAGGAAAGGAGCUUUGGUUUCUUCUAAGCGUCCUUGAAGGCCGAGGUAGUUGGGGCCUGGUCACCUAGUCUCACUUUGUUCUGACACCAUUCAGGCUGCUCCCAUGAGAAGGAACCUCAGCUGGGAGUCUGGAGCCCUGGCCCAGGUCUGGGUAGAUCUCUGAACUUGUCUGAGUUUGACUGGUUUUCUGAUUUUAUGAUGAGGACCGGGAUGAUCCCUAGGGGCCCAGAGUACCCCUCGUGUUUCGGGGCCCUCCAUCACCAUCCUCUAUCCACUGGGCCCUGGUACGCUGGCUCCUCUCUCAGCUCUGCUACUGAUCUCUGUGCCUUAGUUUACUUCUCCGCACAGGGGGGCUCCCCACAAGACUAUUCUUGGCAGCUCCUCAGACAUUUUGGUGACUCUAAAGCUGGGCCUUGCCAGCGGUGGCCCAGCUCCCUGGCACUGCCUUGGGGCACCAGGCUGCUGAGGAUGAGAUGCCUGGAGGUUCUCAAAGCAGCAGGAGCAUCACCUGGGAACUUGACAGAAAUGCAAAGUAUCAGCCCCACCCGAGACCUACCGGAUUAGAACAUCUGGAACAAGCUGGGGUUUAACAAGCCCUCCGGGUGAUUCUGAUAGACACAGCGGUUUGCCAGCUGCUGAUCUAGACUCUCGAUCAGUGUGGCCUGGGGAGGGACAGAGGCUGGCCCAGACCAGGAACAGGUGGGAAACACCAACCUCAUCUGGACUCCUGAGAGAUUGGUAACUCUCUCGCCCCCCAAAAACAAAACAAAACUCUGUCCUCCUCACCUGGAAGCUGGAGGGCAGGGAGAAGGCGUGCAUUUUUCCUUUCCCUGCCCCUGGCUUGGUUCCAGCUCUGCUCACCUCUCCCACUUGUCUGGGUUUUACAAAAGGCUGUGUAGGGUCGUACCAGCCAGGUGGGGGGCGGGAGGGGGAGUGAGGGGGGAGUCCAGGGGGGCAGGAGACAAAAGCCCCUGACCAUUACCUCUUGGGAACCUCACCACAGGCUCAUGGCCUCUCCUCAAAUGACAAGAAACCUAACUCCUCCUCAAGGAAAGACUCCUGAAUUCCUAGCUCCUGCUCCCCCUUCUUUCACGUCCAGUAGACAGUGCCAAAAAACAGCUCCAACCCCCAGCGUCUGGGGAAGAGAGCCAGAAGCUGUCCCUCCUCCUCCUCUGGGCCCCCCUCAACCCCCACCAAUACUGUGAAGCCCCCUUCUUGCCCAGCCUGAUUUCCUGGUGCAGGUCCUGCAGUUGUGGGCCCUAGGGGACCCCCAGGGAAAGGCCUUUUGGGGGGAAGGGACCAAGGGCAUCCUUGGGCCAAACUGUCUGCCUCUCCUGUCCACUGUUCUCUCCUCUCCACUCCUGUCUUCAAAAGGCUCCUUCCCAGGAUGGACUGGGUGCUAGGACAACCGUGGUCCGAUCCGCCAGCUCUCCCUGCCCCCGUGUCUGAUUUCAGACAUGAGAAUAACUGUACAGUGUAAACUUACAAAGGGUUUUUAAUGGUUGUAGAUUGGAAAUAAAGUAUGUCAUAUGAACAGUU